AUGGCGAAGCCAGGGUGCAUUGAUACCUAUGGACGAGUGACAAUUCCCUACCCAUUUGGAAUUGGUCCAGAUUGUGCUCUCAAUGAAGCAUUCACCAUAAGCUGUACAAAUGUCUCUGGCGAUUCCAUCAACAGUUCAAAUUCAAAGCCGUAUCUGGGGUGCUUUAACCUGGAAAAGCAACAUUUUUCUGCGGAUGCUAUUGAAAGAACACAUCUCGUUAGUGCUAAGAAAUUGAGCAAGGCUAUUGAUGCAUUCAAUGGAAGUCGAAUACUUAGGCAGGGUGGUCAAGGUACAGUGUAUAAAGGGAUGUUAACUGAUGGAAAGAUUCGCAAUCAAAAAGAAGUUCCCCUACUGGUUAAUGAAUUCAUCCCCAACCGAAGCCUUUAUAAUCUCAUGCAUAAUCAGAGUGAUGAUGAUUUCCCCUUCACUUAUAACUCGAGAAUAAGAAUAGCCAUAGAGAUAGCAGGGUCACAGGCAUAUCUACAUUCUGAAAUUUCAGUUCCCAUCUUGCACAGAGAUGUGAAAUCAAGCAAGAUACUUUUUGGAUAA
Coffea eugenioides is the source of this 549-nucleotide messenger RNA. RefSeq names its product wall-associated receptor kinase-like 8. The transcript is spliced from 3 exons. Lineage: Eukaryota; Viridiplantae; Streptophyta; Magnoliopsida; Gentianales; Rubiaceae. The coding region runs from base 1 to 549 and encodes 182 amino acids. Gene Ontology annotation, biological process: cell surface receptor signaling pathway; protein phosphorylation. The record is from RefSeq and is a predicted model, not a curated record. Gene Ontology annotation, cellular component: plasma membrane. Gene Ontology annotation, molecular function: ATP binding; protein serine/threonine kinase activity.